Molecule: messenger RNA, 1716 nt
Organism: Aspergillus japonicus CBS 114.51
Lineage: Eukaryota; Fungi; Ascomycota; Eurotiomycetes; Eurotiales; Aspergillaceae
Product: Zn(II)2Cys6 transcription factor domain-containing protein
Exons: 1
Coding region: 80-1618 (512 amino acids)
Biological process (GO): regulation of DNA-templated transcription
Molecular function (GO): DNA-binding transcription factor activity, RNA polymerase II-specific; zinc ion binding
Source: RefSeq, a predicted model, not a curated record
CUUUGAACUUCCAUUGACAUAAGUAGUUUCAUCAAUACAUAUCGUAGAAUCCAUAUUACUCGAAUUACUCCGCAGCUCAAUGGACCUGAUUGGACCACCGGCUGAAUCCGACAGCAGCAAUCGGAAACCGAAACCAUUUCGACGCCACGCCUGUGACCGGUGUCGCAGUCAGAAGCUCCGCUGUGAUCGGACGACCCACCGGACGGAUACAUCAAUCGCCUGCGAUCGCUGCGCUCGAAACCACUUAACUUGUGUUACUGGUGCUCCCAUGCCUAUGGGUCGGCCGCGCUCCCUGAAUCCCAAACCUCGUUACUGUCGCAAAUCAAGCAAGACGUCCGUGGACACACGAUCCAAGGACACCGGGACUGACUCUUCGACCCCGCCAUCCUGUGCCACUAUUCAGCCAUCACCCGACCUCGCCAUGGCCAGAAUGGAAUUCGACGCGGUCAAUGAUUUACCAGAACUGGUCUUCAAUGAGGGAGACUUAGGCUAUGACCUUGAUCUUCCAAACAUGGAUCUAUUCGACACCUCCGCUUUCGCCGAUCUGGCCAUGAGCUCGCAGCCCCACGCAGUCGGCCCCACUGCCUCCGCAGCCGCCAACCCUCAGGAGCAGAAUGUCGAGCGCUUGUGGAAGCUUCACAGCACCCUCCUAGAGCAGGUAUAUCGGAUUGAAAGUCAGGCGACAAACCCAGCUGAACCCUCCAUAAAUGGUUCUUCGCCUGACAUUAAUGCUUUCGAAUCGCGCUUGUCCGACGUCGCUAACACAAAAAGCGACCAUUCGAUGCAGCAGAUGAUGCGCUGUUCACAGACCUUCCUCGAAAUCAUACAAUCCUUUGUCUCCUCCUAUCGCAAGUCUGUCUGCAGCGUUCCACCUCCGGAGUGCGCUGCCACCGACUAUUCACGCAGUUCGGAUGAUGAGAACCGCAUGGGUCCUGCUGGCCGAGCUUCGGUUCCAAAACCGGACAAUUUAUACUCGUCCGCUGUACCUAUCUUCGACAAAUCUCCAGCCACUUCCCCAUCCUUCGGACCUCAAGGGAGCGAGGAAAAGACUAGCAGCAAGGACCACCCUGAUAAGACACCUCGAAAACCGCGACCAGCCCUUCCCCUCGCCUGCCAGACCCAAUUUCCCAUCUGUCUAACCAUCGCGACUUGCCACGUGCUGCUCCUCCGCCUGCACCGCAGCGUUCUCACUGAUCUACAUACAUCUGUACAAUGCUUAGUAGCGCGGUACAGUCCUGCAGGCAAUGUGACUGGCCCGCUUGCCGUCUUGGACAAUUUCGCAGGGUCUGUACCUUUGUCCGAUGUGCACUUGAACGGGUCGACCUUGAAAUUAGACGGAGUGCAGCAGAUCACAACUGUCCUGCAGCUGAGCUGCGACCUACUGGAACGCAUCGACCGCGGCGUGGAGAUCCUAUUGACCGGUGCAGGGCAUAUCCUGUUCGCUCCCGGGACGUACAUGUCGGUCCUGGAUGCUUUGGCGCAGCAGGAGGCCCGCAGUGGGCGCGGGCCUGCGCAUCCCGAUGGUUCGGGGUCCACCGGGGGUCCAGCCGCCCGCUUGGCCCCGUCGCGGUUGCUCGUGGACAAAAUCCGCAAGUGCAUUAAUGAUACCUGUUUGUGAGAAUGAUACGAACGAGGAGACAACUUCUCUGGGCUGCAAUGCCUUUUCUUUUUCAAGAAUACUCCACUUUUUCAUUCCAAUUGCAGAGAGCAUACCUC